AGCGGCGCCGGGAGCCUGAGGAGGGUUCGGGGGGCCCGGGGGAGGCUCGGGGGGUCCCGGGGCGGUCCCGGCGCCGCCAUGGCGGGGGAGGCGGUGCUGCAGGUGCUGCGGCAGGGCGUGUGGGCCUCGCUGACCGGCGGCUGCUUCCUGGAGCCGCAGCUGGGAGCGUUCGCCAACUGCGUGCGGCUCUACGUGUGGCUGUUCCUGCUCGGGCUGCCGCUCGGGCUCUACUCGGCGCUGCCCCCGUCCCGGGCCGUGCCCGCCCUGUACUGUGCCCUGGUGGCCGCGUUCUUCGGCGCCGUCAAGGCCGUGACGUUCCGGCUGCACGCCCGCCUGGACCGGGAGCGGGAGCGGGACCCCCGCGGGGACCCCGAGGGGGGGGCGGCGGCGCUGCUGCCCCCCCGCAGCCCCCGGCAGAGGGACGGGACCCCCGCCCCCCCCGGGGGGGCUCUGGAGCUCUCGGUGCUGCGGUGGCCGAGCGCGACCCCCCUCAACUCUGCGGCUUCAACCAACUCUCGGAGCUGCUGCCACACCUGGACUCGGCCAGCGGGGCUGGGGAGCUCCAGGGCAUCCUCACGGCCGCUGACCGGGACUGGCUCCGCUCUGGGGGGGGGUCCCAGGGAGGGGGGGUCCCCAAUGAUGGGGCUGGGGGCGAUGCCAGGACCCCCACCCUGAGCCCCCUCCCCCCUCCUGCAGGGCUGGGGGUCCCGCCUGGCAGCC
Messenger RNA from Camarhynchus parvulus, 720 nucleotides. Its product is annotated as pecanex-like protein 3. Bases 79 to 675 code for a protein of 198 amino acids. The transcript is spliced from 5 exons. Lineage: Eukaryota; Metazoa; Chordata; Aves; Passeriformes; Thraupidae. The record is from RefSeq and is a predicted model, not a curated record.